AUGGAGACUAACGACAAGCCUCAAGUAAACAACACAAAGAGAAGAGCUCUACUAAUUCUGAACUGCAUCCUCUUAACUGUAGGCAACUGCGGUGGCCCUCUCAUAUUGCGUCUCUACUUCAUCCAUGGAGGCAAGCGUGUUUGGCUCUCUAGCUGGCUCCAAACCGGAGGUUGGCCAAUUAUUUUCAUUCUCCUCCUCAUAAGCUAUCUCCAUCGCCGUUCCCACAAGCCCACCACUAAAUUUUUCUACAUGGAUACUUCUCUGUUCAUAGCAGCCACGAUCGUCGGUGUAAUCACUGGCUUUGAUGACUAUCUUUACGCCUAUGGAAUAGCUCGUCUCCCUGUUUCAACAUCAUCUUUGAUCAUUGCUACCCAGUUGGCGUUCACUGCUGGGUUUGCGUUUCUGUUAGUUAAACAAAAAUUCAAUUUUUAUUCAAUAAACGCGGUGAUUUUGCUUACUGUUGGGGCUGGUGUGUUGGCCUUGCAUUCCAACAGUGAUCGGCCGGAACAUGAGUCGAAGGGAGAGUAUAUUUUAGGAUUUGUUACGACGCUGGCGGCGGCAGCUAUAUAUGGGCUUAUCUUACCAUUGGUGGAGUUGAUAUACAAGAAGUCUAAGCAGGAAAUAAGCUACACCCUAGUAAUGGAGAUUCAGCUGGUGAUGUCUCUGUUUGCUACAGUGGUUUGCACUGUGGGGAUGCUGGUUAACAAAGACUUCGAGGCUAUUCCAGGAGAAGCAAGAGGGUUCGGGCUUGGGGAAACAAAGUAUUAUGUGAUAAUAGUGUGCACAGCAAUCAUCUUGCAGUGUUUCUUCCUGGGAGCCAUAGGAGUCAUCUUUUACUCCUCCUCUUUGGUAUCAGCCAUUAUAAUCGCCGUUCUUCUUCCGGUGACGGAAAUCCUGGCUGUCAUUUUCUAUCAGGAGAAAUUUCAAGCAGAAAAAGGAGUUGCUCUAGCACUUUCUCUUUGGGGAUUUAUUUCUUACUUCUACGGUGAGGUAAAACAAACCAAGAAAAAGGAUCUUGCUACUGAAACAGAAAUGUCUCAGACUUCUAAUCCAACGCAAAAUGUAUGAAAAUGGUAUAAUAUAGAUUUCGUUGUGGUUAUAUAUUCUGCAUCAAUCUUUUCAGUUCUUUUAUCUUUUUUUUGUCUGUAUUAUGCCCUCAUAAAAAUUUGGCCAUGAAUAUAUGUUGUUUAUCUAUACAACAGUUCCUUUUAAUUACAA
Manihot esculenta (cassava) is the source of this 1218-nucleotide messenger RNA. RefSeq names its product purine permease 3. The record is from RefSeq and is a predicted model, not a curated record. The transcript has 2 exons. Gene Ontology annotation, cellular component: membrane. Gene Ontology annotation, molecular function: purine nucleoside transmembrane transporter activity. Lineage: Eukaryota; Viridiplantae; Streptophyta; Magnoliopsida; Malpighiales; Euphorbiaceae. Bases 1 to 1068 code for a protein of 355 amino acids.